Messenger RNA from Xylona heveae TC161, 1202 nucleotides. RefSeq names its product putative thiamine biosynthesis protein. The coding region runs from base 86 to 1114 and encodes 342 amino acids. The transcript has 4 exons. The record is from RefSeq and is a predicted model, not a curated record. Lineage: Eukaryota; Fungi; Ascomycota; Xylonomycetes; Xylonales; Xylonaceae. Gene Ontology annotation, biological process: thiamine biosynthetic process.
CGAAUUUGUUUUAUUAUCUCAAUUCUUACUUCCCUCACGAACCAAAACCCUCCAAGCGCUUUGAUCAAACCCCCCAUCAAACACCAUGGCUACCACCGACAGGAUCACUUUCCUUACCAAUUGGCACGCAACCCCUUACCAUGCCCCUCUCUACCUUGCCCACUCCAAGGGUUUCUUCAAGGAGGAGGGUGUCAAGGUCGCCAUCACCGAGCCCAACGACCCCAGCGAUGUCACUGAGCUCAUCGGCACCGGCAAGGCCGACAUGGGCUUCAAGGCUAUGAUCCACACUCUGGCCGCCAAAGCCCGUGGCUACCCCGUCAUCUCCGUCGGCUCUCUCCUCGACGAGCCCUUCACCGGUGUCAUCUACCUCAAGUCCAGCGGUAUCACCGAGGACUUCACCUCCCUCAAGGGCAAGCGUAUCGGCUACGUCGGCGAGUUCGGCAAGAUCCAGAUUGACGAGCUGACCAAGUCCUACGGCAUGAGCCCGUCGGACUACACUGCCGUUCGCUGCGGCAUGAACGUCUCCAAGGCCAUCAUGAAGGGCGAGAUCGAUGCUGGUAUCGGUCUGGAGAACGUCCAGAUGGUCGAGCUCGAGGAGUGGCUUGGCUCUCAGGGCCGCCCCAAGGACGACGUCCAGAUGCUCCGCAUCGACAAGCUCGCCGCUUUGGGCUGCUGCUGCUUCUGCACUAUCUUGUACAUUGGCAACGAGCAGUUCAUCAGCGAGAACCAGGGCGCUGUCCAGAAGUUCAUGCGUGCCAUCAAGAAGGCCACCGACUUCGUCUUGGCCAACCCCGGCCAGGCUUACGAGGAGUACAUUGAUGUUAAGCCCAUCAUGAACACUCCUGUCAACCGCAAGAUCUUUGAGCGUUCUUUCGCCUACUUCUCCAGCGACGUCAAGAACGUCAAGCGUGACUGGAGCAAGGUCACCAACUACUCCAAGCGUCUCGGCAUCAUCUCCCAGGACUUUGAGCCCAACUACACCAACGGCUUCCUCGGCUGGGACCUCGAUGCUGAGUCCAACGACCCCAUGGGUGACCAGCAGCGCAUGGCCGCCCUCCAGAAGGAGGUCGCUGCCAAGGGUGGCUACCACCGUAUCUCUGUCGGCACUGCUUAAAUGCAAUAUGUCGAUAGGGGUACUCACCUGCCGCUAGUUAGAGAUUUCUAGUGGAGUGUCAUGAGAAGUCAUUAGAUAUUACGCUUUG